AUGUUUCAUAGGGAUGAAACACUGCAGGCAACUUGCUGCUCGUGGGAGUUUGUAAAACUACAACAAAACAUUGAGGAUAACAUUUCCAUUCUUCAAGAUCACACUAUCAGUAUUGAGAUGUCCAGUGCAACUGUUCUGCCAGGGGUCGGCCUGGGGUCAAUGGCCCAGUCAGCUGGACUUGCAGAGAUUGCGGUCAGACUGUGCUUGAACCAACGUAAACAACUUUGUCCUCAUGUUUGGGUUCCCAUCCUGAAGCCUCGGCGCCCGUGCAUCCGGCCUAAAGUGUCUGAUCAGCUUUCCUCUGAAAUCUUUAGCAAAGCCUAUCUGACCCACCUCUUCCCAUCCUUCUUGGAGGACUUUGAUGAAGAUGAUGAUGAUCUUUUAUUCCCAGUCAAGAACAAACGUGUGAUUUUCGCUGACUCACGGGGAAUGUCUUUGACAGCCGUGAGAGAGUUUUCUGAUGAAGAGGAGCAGUCUGACAUUAACCUGCUGCCGUCGCUGCAGGAUUUGGGGAGCAUGAUGGAGGAUGGCUACAGCUGCACCGUCAGCACCUGCUGCCCAGGAACAAGCCUCAAACUGGGCUUCCCGCAGCCUUCUGCAGAUUUCCAGGCCUUUCGUGCAAAGCUAGCCGAGAGCAUGGUGACCCUGGAGAACUGCAGCGUUAAUGAACAGGCGCUCCACGGGACGGUGCGCGUCAGGAACAUCAGCUUCCAGAAGGAGGCGCGUGUUCGCAUCACCUUUGACUCGUGGCUGAGCUACAGAGACGUGGCCUGUGCUUACCUGCCGAAACGCUUCGGGGGCCCUCAGACAGACAUCUUUGAAUUUUACAUUGCCAUCCCUAAAGUUCUGGAUGCCAAACGGAGGAUUGAGUUCUGUCUGAGUUAUUCUCCCGGUGGGCAGAGCGAGCCGUUUUGGGACAACAACAACGGACAGAAUUACAGCGUGGUCGUGUGCGUCAGCUCACAUCUCUGCUGCGGGAAGAAUCUGAGUGAAAGGGCAUGACGUGCUUAAGCUAGAAAUUAUUCCUUUUUUUUGUCAGACAU
Molecule: messenger RNA, 1043 nt
Organism: Trematomus bernacchii (emerald rockcod)
Lineage: Eukaryota; Metazoa; Chordata; Actinopteri; Perciformes; Nototheniidae
Exons: 4
Coding region: 1-1002 (333 amino acids)
Biological process (GO): regulation of glycogen biosynthetic process
Cellular component (GO): protein phosphatase type 1 complex
Molecular function (GO): protein phosphatase 1 binding; glycogen binding
Source: RefSeq, a predicted model, not a curated record